UUUCUCUGAUGUUCAUAUAGCUACUGUAAAGAUUUCAUCAGGACUGAUUCACACUAUGUUUAGGCUGUGUAGCAGCUCAUCACAGAAGCCGAGGACCCCUAAAAGGGCGGGGCGAUUUUAUCCUGAAAAAGUAGGCUAACCGAAAUCUGGUGGUCUGAAACUGAAAUCAAGAAGUAGCAUUUUUGAUUCUGUUGGCUUUUUUUCUUCUUCACGGAAAAGUAUCGUUCGUUUUUUAAAUGGAUGGAUGGUUUACUCGACGUACAGUAAUAGGCCCACGCGCAUCGUAACCUUAAGCGACUAUGGGCUUUUGUGUAUCCCAUUUUGAAAAUUUUAAGCGAAAACAAUAGGCUACUAAAGUAACAGCUUCUAACAGGAGGCCAUAUACCAUUGACUGUAUUCCUCGAAAUGGCCUUCGUUUGUUUUUAACGUGUUACGUUAUCUACCUCGACUUAUAUUAUUUUGAAAAAAAUAAAUAAAUAAAUAAAAAAAAAGCGGAUGAGCACUAAAUCAUGAGGAGUUUAUUGAUCGGAUAUGUAGGAGACUGUGAAUAUGAUUCAUAAAUCUUUUUUCCUCUGCCUGUGGAUUUGGAUCUCGCAUGGUGUGUUUGAUGUUAAAACGGAUGAAAUUAAGUUAUCAGUGAUGGAAGGAGAUUCUGUCACUUUAAACACGGAUGUCACUGAAGUACAGAAAAAUGAUCACAUACUGUGGAUGUUUCAAAUUAAUAAUUCAGACACUCGUGUAGCUGAAAUCCAUAAGCAGGUCGUUGAUAUGUAUGACAGUAAUGAGACAUUUGGAGACAGACUGCAGAUGGACAGUCAAACUGGAUCUCUGACCAUCAGAAACAUCAGAACUGAACACUCUGGACUUUAUAAACUAACAAUCAUCAAAGCUGGGGUCACAUACAAGCGUUUUUCUGUUGCUGUCUAUGCUCCUCUACCGAUUCCUGUCAUCACUGGAGACACUUCAAACUGUACUUCGUCAUCAUCAUCUGAAAGAUCAUCAGUGUCCAGAUGUGUGCUGCUGUGUUCAGUGGUGAAUGUGGGUCAUGUGACUCUCUCCUGGUACAAAGGACACAGUUUAUUGUCCAGCAUCAGUGUGUCUGAUCUCAGCAUCAGUCUCUCUCUUCCUCUGGAGGUGGAAUAUCAGGAUAAAAACACCUACAGCUGUGUGAUCAACAAUCCCAUCAGCAACCAGACUCAACACAACAUCAACAUCGCUCAACUCUGCCACACGUGUCCAGAACUCAAGCAGCAGACACUGUUGGUGGUAUUAUCAGUUGUAAUGAUAAUACUGGUCUUGGCUGUAGUUGUGGGGGCGAUAUACUUUAACCGCAGGAAAUGCAAACAAGCAAGAUCACAAGUCCAGACUUGCAAGGAAGAGGUACUUUAUGCCGAAACAACAUUUUGUGCACGCAGUGUUCACAGUACGGUAAGACACUGUAUUUUACAGUGUGCAGCGAAUCUGUCUGCAGAAGCCACAGAGGCCGAGAGAAAAAUAUGCGCUUGCACACGUCACGAAGCAGAAAAUGUGCCAUCCUGUGCUGAUGUCAGUGUUUUACUUGUGUUUGCUGUCUGUGCAUUAUGUGGCCUUUAAAUCAAUAUAAACCACUUAAUGUCUGCUUAUGCUUGCUCUUUUUCUUGAAAUACGUACCAAUAAGAACAUAUCACUGCAGUUUCCAAAAUAAAUGAACACUUUCACAAAGAUUUACAGAGUUGCGAUUAAUAAAGCAUAAUUUUCACACAAUUACUUGAAGAAUAUCAUGCUAUGACUUCAAAACAAUAUUAAUAUGUUGGGAGAUUUGAAAACUGAUGCUUUUAAACAUUAGCAUCGCACACAUCCAGCUUCAUAUCUAUGGGUUUUCAUACAUGACAAGUUUGUUCGUUAGCUCACGGAGCACGGAGACGGACUUAAGAGACGAGAAGCACCGGUUCGAAUCCUGUGUAAUUACGGUUCGACAAAGCAGUUAAAAUCUGUGUAAAAGGAAGUUCAAAUGGCACAGUUGCAUCAGCUAAUAUGUUUUUAAAUCAGUUUUGCAUUUGUUAACACUAUCGGGUAGGUUUAGGGCUGGAUUUGGUGUAGGGCAUAUUUCCAACACGAUAGAGCAUUAACCUUCAGCGACAGUCCCCGGAUAUUUGAAUUCUGAACCGCCGCAAUACGUAUCUGAAGCAACGUAAUAAAAAAACAGCAAUACGUACCAAUAUCUACGUAAUAAAAACAUGCCAGGGUUCACAUAUUGAACCUGUGUUUUAGCGCCACUCAGUGGACAUUUCUAUUUGAAACUGCGGCGAAACGUGCAGCAAGGUACAUGAAACGGUGUCACACAAAAAGUGCGCAGAAGUACGUAAAUGCCAUGAGACCAGGUUGUGAUUAUGCCUCUGAAAAGCCACAGGAAUCUGUAACAGACACACAGACAGUGAUGCACAGUCGUCAAAUCACAAAAGCAUUUUUAUCAACCCCAAAACUUCAAUGGCAGCUAAAUAAAAUACAGGAAAGCAGUGCCAGAACUGCCUGUUGACUUUUUGCUGCUCUACCAGUGAUUAACAAUGAACAGACAAAAAUGAAAAUGCUUUUAAAAUGCCCAAAAUAUCCUUUAAAUGCCAAAAGUGAAGCUCUGUUUAAAGUCUCCCCUUUGUGGUAGAAAUUGUGCAUGUACAAAUUCCCAUUAUUUAUGAAAGUUUCUUAAAAUGACCGAAUAAAACAUCAUGCUUUUGCUAUCAUGUCCUGUGCUUGUAAUUGUCUUUGUAUUCAGCCAUUGUCCUUGAGCCAAUUUAUAGUGUUUUAUAAUCUAGAAGGAUUACAAGUACAUUACCAGACUGUUGGUAUAGAUGUAUACACACAAACACUACUUAUAUACAUAUACACAAUUUUUUCGUUAUUUUAGUUUUAAUUCCUAAUCUUCAUGUUUUGAUUUCUUUCAGAAACCGGAUGAAGAACACCACAUCAUAUACUCGAGUGUUAAUGCAAAAUGACAGGAUCAGUGGUUAUUAGCAUUUUGGUGACUAAUAUAAAGCUGGCAUGAAAAAGUCAUUUUUCAAGUACUUCAGGGUCCAUGAUCUCAAAGUGCAUCUUUAAGGGCAGAUUUUCAGAGAGUGACGAAUGCUUCACAGUUACGAAUGUAAGUGAUUGAAACCUAGUGUUCAGUGUCAUCAGCAUUUGAUAACUAUUUCAGGAUUGAUUAACAUGUAUUAUUAAUUUCUCUGGAAUAUUUGAUAUUGAUUGGUCAGUUGGGAUUCAGCAGUCAAAUAUUUCUGAAUAAUCUCCACUCAUCUAAGUAACUCCGUAUAACUAUCCACUCAUCCCUAAAAUCUCAUAGAUAUUAUUUAAUGGAUUAUACCUAAUGUUACAUUGGAACCUCAGGGUUUGACACCAGUUUAAUCUAACCUUGACCAACAUGCUGUUCUUUAUAAAAAAUAUAAAGUGUCAGACUUCCUUCUUCUGGAGGUGCAGCUGGAUCACGAACAAUGGGUACUGAGCCAUCCUUGAGUGUUAUCUUUUUAACAAAACCUGCCUUGAAUUGUCCCUCGUUCAGAAAGCAGUCUGGAGUAAAAUUAUUUGUGCAGAUAUAAACAAAUUUAGGUGUAUUCGGUGGCACAUUACCAUUAAAAACAAAACUAAUGCACAGCGUCCUCAGUGGCUCUGGUGUCAGGAGAAAAUUAAGAUUCUUACAUUCUUCUAUGUCAAAAAACUACAAAACAACUGCAUUGCUUACAAGACAUUGUCGCUACAGCUGCUGGAGCAUGGAGAAAAUUAUGGACUUCGUACAACUGGCUGAGGGCGAAAAUAUGCUAAUAUUAGACAGUACUUCAGUGGUUGAGGGCGGGGCCUGAGCAACAUGGCAUCAUACUGCUCAGAAAAUCAAAACGGCUUGAUAAUUGAGACUGUUUAGGAUUUUGGAGGAUUAAAAAAGUGAAUGGAUUUUUAUCAUUGUAGGGUGGUUGUGUCCACACACUGCUAAGAUACAUUUAUAUGCAAACACCAUGUAAAAGUGAAUUUUGCAUCCAAUGUCUACUUUAAAAUUCUUCCUAACACUGCUAAUACUGUACUACUCUCACAGGUAAAGUAGUAAUGCAAUGCAAACAAAACCUUUGUUAUCUGUUUCUACAUUCAUGUACUAAACUUUCUAAAACAGCACUGACCAUGUGUUUAUGUUAUUAAAUCAGUGUUGCCCAAAUAAAAAUAAUUUUGCCAUGACAAAAAGUAUCUAAAAAGAGUCUUUCACUGUUUACUGAUGUCUUUAGUCCAAAAAAGUUUGCCAUGUUCUAAAGAAAGAUGUCAUUGUGGACUUACACAGUAAUCAUUUGACUAAUUCAUAAAAGAACCUUACCUCUGUGCUUGUCCACUCUGGAGAUGUAAAACCUGGUGAAUUCA
Onychostoma macrolepis is the source of this 4368-nucleotide messenger RNA. Its product is annotated as SLAM family member 9-like. Bases 550 to 1593 code for a protein of 347 amino acids. NCBI's taxonomy places the organism in Eukaryota, Metazoa, Chordata, Actinopteri, Cypriniformes, Cyprinidae. The transcript has 5 exons. The record is from RefSeq and is a predicted model, not a curated record.